AUGGAGCAUGAUGGGAAGCCUACAUAUAUGAAGCCUUAUUCCUACAUGGAGGAAGCCUUGUGUAAGGCAGCCGCUGACGGUAACCUUGCGGCUGCUUCUCGCAUAAUGCAUGAACGAAUUGAUCCGAACUGUAAAGACGCUGUCGGUAGAUCACCUAUGCACUAUGCUGCUCUUAACGGACACUUUGAAAUCAUCCGUCUUCUUUUAUGUAACCGAGCUCUAGUAGAUGUUUCAGACGCAAAUAAUGUCACACCCUUGCAUCUGGCUGCUAGGAACGACCACCUACGUUGCGCUCAACUACUGUGCAUGGCUGGUGCAGAUAUUUCACGCACGUGCGCUUCCGGAUGUACACCACGUGAUCUUGCUCCAUUCGAUUCUCAAACAUGCUACUUUCUGGAAAGAUCUCACUAUAUCAUCCCUGACCGUGAUAUUGAACGUGGACUAACAACGGCUCCGGAAUCUAUUGUGUUCGACAAUGGUACUCGGUUUAAUUCCCAUCAGUUUAGCGAACUCGUUCGAAAACACGGCAUCAUACAUGCUACUUCUUCACCACUCCAUCCCGAAUCAAACGGUCAAGCUGAACGGUUCGUUGACACCUUUAAACGUGCGUUGACAAAAACAGAAAGGGAGGGGACCACGACAGAAGUGCUGGAUACGUUCCUACUGAACUAUAGAGCAACUCCUAAUCCACAGUCUCCGGACGGUCGCCCUCCAGCAGAGGUUAUGAUGAACAGACGGUUGAAACUUGCCCAUGAUGUUAUCCUACCAACACUUACAUGUUUUCCAUCACCGACAAGUGGAGAGCGAAACAUUCCGGGCUGGCAACCGUGUGCUUGUCAGACUAUCGCCCCGGGUACCGAAGCCUGA
Messenger RNA from Opisthorchis viverrini, 867 nucleotides. RefSeq lists its product as hypothetical. Gene Ontology annotation, biological process: DNA integration. Gene Ontology annotation, molecular function: protein binding; nucleic acid binding. Lineage: Eukaryota; Metazoa; Platyhelminthes; Trematoda; Opisthorchiida; Opisthorchiidae. The transcript is spliced from 3 exons. The record is from RefSeq and is a predicted model, not a curated record. Bases 1 to 867 code for a protein of 288 amino acids.